Lytechinus pictus (painted urchin) is the source of this 468-nucleotide messenger RNA. Its product is annotated as polycystin family receptor for egg jelly-like. The record is from RefSeq and is a predicted model, not a curated record. Gene Ontology annotation, molecular function: protein binding. The transcript has a single exon. Bases 1 to 468 code for a protein of 155 amino acids. Lineage: Eukaryota; Metazoa; Echinodermata; Echinoidea; Temnopleuroida; Toxopneustidae.
AUGACUGGUGAAGGGCUUGGCAUGGGGACAGAGUUUCCAGUCUUCAUCGCUCUCUAUGACCAAGAUGGUAAGCGUUCAGAAGACCUUGAGCUCGACACAGACACCCAAGAUGUCUUCAAUCACGGGGAAAUGGAUGCCUUCAAUAUUGCCAUUGGGGAUAACGACUUUGGGGAGCCCAUCUUUAUCGAACUCUGGCGGGAUAAUCGCCUUCCGGGGGAUGAUUGGUACUGUGAGUUCAUUCGGAUAGAAAACUUGGCAUCGCAAGAAACUGAUAUGUUUCCUAUUCAUCGUUGGAUUCGUGCUGGGUUCCCGGUCAAGCUAAAGAAGUAUGAUACUCUACUUCCGCAAGAUGAUCCUAACCUUAACCAACGUCGAUUUGAACUGGAAUGGAAGUGGGCCAACUAUCAACCAAUGUGGCAUAUAGUCACUGGCAUGCUCUCCGUGAGUAGAGGAGGAGGAACAUCCUAA